Molecule: messenger RNA, 3335 nt
Organism: Acanthaster planci (crown-of-thorns starfish)
Lineage: Eukaryota; Metazoa; Echinodermata; Asteroidea; Valvatida; Acanthasteridae
Gene: kat14
Product: lysine acetyltransferase 14
Molecular function (GO): histone acetyltransferase activity
Source: RefSeq, a predicted model, not a curated record
CAUCGUGCAUUGCCGUCACACAACUAAAAUACCUUGAUCUUGUGUUUAUUGUGCCAUUCAUAUAUUUUAUUUUGCGUAAACCCGUUAUGUGCUGUUAUCGCGACAUACAUUGACAGACAUUUUUGCCCUCUUGCGGAAGGAUCCCCCAUCAGGCAUCGCCACAACAUCAGAUUAUGUCGCUGGCCAAAGAAAUUUCUGUGUCAAGUGAGGAAGCUAUUGAUCCAGGGGAUGUCGAGGAGAUUGACGUCGUUUCUAUGGACACCAAAUCGAGCGAGGAGGUGAAGGCUGAGGUCACCGCCUCGGAGCAGACCUCGCCUGUGGUCGUCGCAGAGCCCCCUGAGGACCCUACUACACCCCAGGACACCGACCCGCAGUGUUAUUGUAACAGACCCAAGGAGGGCCUGAUGCUGCAGUGUGACAUGUGCAAGAGGAGAUUUCACAUGGGUUGCCUGAAGACGGGGAACCCCAGCACGCUUGAUGGCGACUCUUACUUCACCCUGAGGUGUGAGGGUUGUAGUCAUACCCAUGAGGAGGUGGUUGCGCGGAUGAAGCUCACGUGGCAACAGGUGGUCAUCUUGGCUCUCUACAACCUCGGCCUCAAGAAGAGCGGUCGCAAGGGGUUCUUCCGAUGGAAGGAGGACAUCUGUGAAUUCAUUUCCCAGCACUGGACGCUGAUUUUUGGCAACAGCAAAGCCAAGACCCAGACGUGGCACGGUACAGUGGCCGGGGUCCUCUCCGUCAGCAACAAGUCCCUCUUCAAGUCGGGUGUAUCCGAGUUCGGUGAGGCAGGAUGGUGGUCCCUCAUUGAGAUGAAACCACCAGAGCUGAAACCGGAGGUGCCUCCUGGUGUUGGGAAGCAGUAUGCAGCUGGCAGGAAAACCAAGGUUCCCUUUGAACCAACCAUUAAGGUGGAGGGGUUGAGGAACAGGAAGAGGGGAACGUCUGUUGAGUCGGCUAUUGAACUCAAGGAAAAAAGAAGCAGAACACAGGAGGCCAAGGACAUCCGCAGGGCUAAGCAGGCUAUCGCCAGCGAGGAGCUCACCAAGAAGGUGAAACUCCAGAGGGAGUUGGACAUCGACGACAGCAGCAUGGACAGCUUUGGCAGCGAGAGCUUUGGGCUACCUCCCUCUGUUCCCGACUCGCCCUCUGUCCUGAGCUUACUGGGAGGUGACAACAGCUCUGACUUCCUCCUCUCCAACCUCCUGAACGAAAGCGAUCUUACUCCGGCAGAGACCAUACCCUCGGCCUUGAUGGCAGGGGACGAGGAGGAGUUCAUCCCCCCCUCCAAGGGCAUCCCACUGUUCCGCAUCCCCACCCCAGUGCCCAGCAGCCAGGGAAGCAAUGGCUCCACGGCCACUGACAAGGAAAGUGAGGCCGACAAGGACGGGGAGCCCAAGGCCGUGCCAGGCGACACCAGGGCCGAGACCGUCUCCAAGGCGCUGACCCGGAGGUCAAAGGCCGCCGAGGUCAGAGCGGACGAGAAGCCGGAGGAAGGGCCCAAAUACCUCCCAAUGAGUGUGUAUGAGGAAAAACAGUUACUCCGAGUACUUGAGUCCUGCUCUCAGGCCGUAGACAAGAACCCAGCGGCUAGGCGGCUCAGGCGAAAGCUACUGGUCAGGCAGGAGAAGCGAAACCUGGGCUUGCCGCUGUUUGACUUGGACGCCACCGUGCAGCAGAUCCUCCAGCGGGUCACCGGCAUCAAGCCCACCUCCAUCUCUGACCUCUUGCUGACUCAGAGCCCCCUGCGACACCUCAGCCCGUCCAAGGUGUCGUCCAGCCACGACACCGGAGAUUAUCGCAUUCUAGAUCGCUUCCAGAUGCCCAAUACUGUUGUACGUGCCCAACAGCGCCACCACACGUCCUUCCGGGCCCGGCUGGUCGGUUGCGACGAGGUGGCCAUGAUGCAGAGUAUCAUAUCUCCGUACACAUCCAGGGUGCUGAAACCCUUCAUCAGGAGGGACUACGAGUCACGCCCCACCAAGCUCCGGUUGAUGGGGGAGAUCAUGCAGCAUCGGAAGCAGUGUGACCCUAGCUUCACGCCCCAGCCCCUGGCGCCUAUCGACUACUGCUACCUCCGACCCCAGCACAUCCCCUCUGUCAACAGCCUGUGCCGGGAGUUUUUCUGGCCAGGAAUAGACUUGUCGGAGUGCCUCCAGUACCCGGACUUCAGUGUGGUGGUCCUCUAUCGCAAGGUGGUCAUUGGUUUUGGCUUCAUGGUGCCAGAUGUCAAGUUCAACGAGGCCUACAUCUCCUUCCUCUUCGUGCACCCAGAGUGGAGGGGUGUGGGCAUCGGAACUUUCAUGGUGUACCAUCUGAUACAGACAUGCAUGGGCAAGGACGUCACCCUUCAUGUCUCGGCCACCAACUCGGCCAUGCUCCUGUAUCAGAAGUUUGGUUUCAAGCCCGAGGAGUUCAUCUUGGACUUCUACGAGAAGUACUACCCCCAGGACAGUCGGGAGUGCCGGCAUGCCUUCUUCCUGAGGUUGAGACGGUGACAAGGGUUAGGAAGAGAAGAUGGUGGUAAAGACGAGGAAGGAGGGGUGAUGGUGGUGAGGAUGAGGAAGUGAGAGGUGAUGGUGGUGAGGAUGAGGAAGUGAGAGGUGAUGGUGGUGAAGAUGAGGGAGGAGGGGUGAUGGUGGUGGCGAUAACGAAGCGAGGAAAAAUGGUUGUGAAGAUGAGGGGUGAUGGUGGUGAAGACAAGGAAAGUGAGUGACAAUGGUGGUGAAGAUGAUGAUGUUGGUGUGACAACGGGAUGACUGGUUCAAAGUGCCCCUUGCUGACUUGGCACUAGUUUAAUCAUGUGGGCUGUCAUUAGAGGGUUUUCGUGGCUGCCAUCUUGCAGGCCAGUGCUUUUGUUCUGCAGAAUAUGCGCAAACAGGGUGCAUUCAAGCGAGGUACUAGCGUUAAUACGAGUAUACUCCUGAGUACUUGAAUGGCUGUAGUACGAUCUGCACUUCAGUGAGCGUAUACUCUCGCUAGCGGGGGAGUAUACUCCUGCACCUGAGUGUAAUGCGUACGAAUCCUACUUGUAUAAACAGGAGUAGUCACGCGAACGCACCCAAGAGGUUUCUCUGUGGAACAAAGAACUGCACUGUAAGACGACUUCCAUGCACAGCCUCUAUAACAACAUCCUUGAAGACAACUGUAUUCAAGUUAAUGCGCGACUCGGUUCUCAAUUGCUUUUGUCAGUGUCUCAAAAAAAGUCGUCCAAAAAUUGAAAGCACUUGUAUUAUGAAACCCAGUAAUGUUCUUCACGCUGUUAGUAGGACCUCAAGAACCUAGGGAUGAGUCUUGGCACGUCUGGUGAUCAAUAAAACUCAAUACAGGAAAGAUAA